This is a messenger RNA of Carya illinoinensis, 1569 nucleotides long. RefSeq names its product two-pore potassium channel 3-like. Gene Ontology annotation, molecular function: potassium ion leak channel activity. NCBI's taxonomy places the organism in Eukaryota, Viridiplantae, Streptophyta, Magnoliopsida, Fagales, Juglandaceae. Gene Ontology annotation, cellular component: plant-type vacuole membrane. The coding region runs from base 114 to 1310 and encodes 398 amino acids. The transcript has 2 exons. Gene Ontology annotation, biological process: potassium ion transmembrane transport; stabilization of membrane potential. The record is from RefSeq and is a predicted model, not a curated record.
ACGCAUUGACUUUUAGUUGGACGGAGCAGUACUGCGUUGUUUUUUUUUCUUCUCUUUUCUCAUUGAAGAAAACAAAAUCAAGAAAACCAUGCCUCGUAUCAUGUAGAUUCACCAUGGAUGAAUCUCUUCUCUCAAAGACGGGAGUAGAAGAAGACUCCAUUCGGCCAUCACCAAGGAGAGAAUUUCCUUCCAGCUACCUCGAUCUUGGUCUCGGUCCCUCCCGACGCCAAUCGGCGGCACAUCUCAUCACCAACGACGCCAUUAUUCCCAUCAUCACAACCCCCAAGUCCGGUUCCUAUGUAAACCUCAUAGCCAACUUGAACUUGAACUUGAACUUGAACAAAAAGAGAAGAUUAGCACGGCGCUCCCACUCCGCUCCGUCGGUGUUCACCGACAUCCGUGAAGAUUUCCAUGCUUCCUUCGAGCCCAAACCCACCAAAAAAUCAACCCCUUUCAUCGUCCGGCAAGCCUUUAUCGGCGUAGUUCUGUAUGUCAUACUCGUAGUUACAAUAUUUAUGGUAAGUGGGAAUUUCAAGGGUCAUACCACAUUCAGGCCAGUCGAUGCAUUGUACUUCACUGUGGUCACACUCUGCACAAUUGGGUAUGGAGAUAUUGUUCCAGAUUCCACAUUUACAAAGCUGUUUACUUGCGUUUUCAUUUUAGUUGGUUUUGGAUUCGUUGACAUUCUACUCAAUGGGUUGGUAACAUACAUUUGUGACAGACAAGAGGCAGUGUUAUUGAGCACAGUGGAUGAGAAUAAGUUCAACUCAAUGGUGAAAGCAUACAUGGUGGAUACAGAGAAAGGGAGAAUGAGAAUAAGGAUUAAAGUAGGAUUGGCUUUGGCGGUUGUGAUUGGGUGUAUUGCUAUAGGGACAAUUACAGUACACUUCAUCGAGGAUAUGAGUUGGGUUGACAGCUUUUACCUCUCAGUCACAUCCGUGACAACGGUAGGUUAUGGGGAUUACGCUUUUACUACGAUUACAGGGAGGUGUUUUGCAGUAAUUUGGCUGUUAGUUAGCACAUUAGCCGUUGCCAGGGCGUUUCUGUACUUGACUGAACUUAGGAUUGACAAGAGGAAUCGCAGAAUUGCAAAAUGGGUACUGCAGAAGAAGAUUACAGUUGGGGAUUUGGUAGCUGCAGACCUCGAUAAUGACGGCUCUAUCAGUAAAGCUGAAUUCGUUAUUUACAAGCUUAAGGAGAUGGGAAGGAUAUCAGAGAAAGACAUCCUGCAGAUUGGCAAACAAUUUGAUUUACUGGACAGUAGCAAUUGUGGCAAAAUUACUCUGGCUGAUCUCAUGGAAGGCGAGUGACUAAAGCAUGGAUUUCCAAAUGGAUAGAGGAUCAGGGCAUUGGGAUUUUUUGUCAGCAAUACAUAGAGCACACUAGGACCUCUUAUUCUUGUACAUAAUUAAAGAAUAUGAUAGUAACCAAUUAUUCCUCAUCAAAUAUAUGCAGAAUGAGGCAGAUGAUCGAUCCCAUCGUCCUGAAAUGAGGUCAGAUGGUUAUACGAAUUGGGGGCUAUUCUUUUGCAAAUGCUUUCAAAUAUAUAGGCAUGUUUGUGGCGCUAAA